AUGGCAAAGAUUAAGAUCAAUGUAUUUAAUCUUACGCCAUUAAAUAAAGUGUUUGCAUGCUGCAAGAUAGGAGUAUUUCAUACAAGCCUUGUAAUCGAUAAUAAGAUCGAAUAUUAUUAUGGAUUUUCAAUGUAUGGGUGCACAGGAAUAGAUAGUCCAGAAAAGGUAAAUCAUCUUCCAUCAGUUAUGAAUGGAUCUUUUAAUUCAUCCUAUGAAAUCGGUGAAACUUCAUUAACACGGAUGGAAUGUCGUGAAAUUUGCAGACAGCUAAAGCAAUCACCUGAAUGGCUCAGCGAUUUUUAUAAUAUAUUAUAUCAUAAUUGCAACCAUUUUACCUUAGAACUCUGUAAACUUUUGGUUGGUGAAAACAAUAUGCAGAAUUAUCCUUAUUGGGUUGUAAGAGGUGAAAGGAUAGGAAGAUUCCUUUAUUCUAUAUCGUUAUCACAUUUUUUAUGCUAUCUCAAAAGAUUACCUGGUUUUGGUUCUCCUUAUAAGCCAGCAGAGAUCAAAUUUCCAUCAGAGUCUAAUGAGGAAGAGGAAAAUAUUGAAAAUGUUAAUACUGAAACUAGCAAAAAUGAUACUGUUGAUUAUUGA
Messenger RNA from Trichomonas vaginalis G3, 594 nucleotides. Its product is annotated as Lys63-specific deubiquitinase protein. The transcript has a single exon. The coding region runs from base 1 to 594 and encodes 197 amino acids. Gene Ontology annotation, molecular function: deubiquitinase activity. The record is from RefSeq and is a predicted model, not a curated record. NCBI's taxonomy places the organism in Eukaryota, Parabasalia, Trichomonadida, Trichomonadidae. Gene Ontology annotation, biological process: protein deubiquitination.